AUGGCGUUAGAGAGCAAGGAAAACUUUCGAGCGCAAUGCGAUGUAUGUCUUCGUGAUGAAAAUGCUUGCUUCGCCAAUUCGGAUCCAAUAUUCGAAGGAAAGAAUGUGUUGGCCCUUGUUGCACAGCAUCUGGAUAUAGAAAUUAAAUUGACCAGCGUUUGUCAGCCUUGCUGGACCAGGCUGGAAGAGUUCGACGAGUUCUACCGGAUGGUAAACGAGCAGCACCAGCACAACGACAACGGUAAUCAUCACAACAAAUCGGACCCUCCCGACGAUACGAAAGACCCCGUUGAUCCGGACCCGAGUAGUAUGUUUGGGAUGGAAUUUGUAGAAAUUAAACAAGAACCACUCGGGGAGGAAGAUCGAGAGUUGGAUGUAGCCAAAGAAGAAAGAGAACAGCUCGCGGACCUUGACGACUGUGGCCAGCUAUCGACCGAAUCGAAUGCGGGGGACAACGAUGGGGAAGAGAAUCCCAUGCACGACGACAGUGGUUCUGCGUCGUCGGACGAAAGUGAUGAUUCCUACAGAGCGCAACCAGCCACAUACAAAAAAAGCUCCACCAAGCAGCAGCGGCAACCGUCAGCCCGAAAGGAGCUGAAAGUGGACACCGAGAUACUGGAGUUUUACAAACGGCUCGUGUGCGAGGUAUGCGAUGCGGAACGAAUGUUGGCGGGCAAACCGUCGAUCGAGUACGGCAACUUGCGCGAGCUAAACAAGCACAUGCGCAAGGCGCACGAUCAGGCGGUCGCAACCAUGAUCAAGUGUCCGCUGUGCGACAAGAAGUUUCGCUACCGGGGUAAGAUGAUCGAGCAUCGGGACAUGCAUUUGUAUCCGGAACGGUUCCGGUGUGUGGUGUGCCAGGAGGUGCACCAGAACAUGGCGGAGCACAUGAAGAACAAGCACCAGGAGCGUACGUACUGCUGUGAUGAGUGUGGCAAACGGUUCCCAUUCAAGGCUCGGCUUACGGCACACGUGAAGAAGAUGCACACCACGAAGGAUGUCGUUUGUGAUCAAUGCCAGAAAAGCUUCAGCAAAUACACCAUAGAGGACCACAAGCGGGCGGUGCACGAGUCCAAGUUUAUCUGCGAACACUGUCCGCGAACGUUCAAGUCACGCUUCUCGCUUGAGCAGCACAUGGAGGAACACGUACAAGGGCUGCGCAAAUCGACAGCCGCUACUUGCGACAAGUGUGGCGUGGUGCUACGGGACAAGUACACGCUUCAGUCGCACAUCAAGCGAAUGCACACGGAACAUGCGCCCGUGAGCUGUGUAUCGUGCGGGAAGGUGUUCAAAUCAAAGCAAAACCUUAAUGCACAUCUGGCGAACGUCUGCACGGAACGAUCGUUCCCGUGUCCGAUUUGUGAGAAGCAGUUUAAGAAGAAGAUUAAGCUUAAGGAACACAUGACGACACACACGAAGAGUGCACUUUACCAGUGUCCUUACUGUACGAAAACGUUCAGCUUCGAGACGCAGCUGUACACGCACCGGAAGCAGGCCCACUACGAGCAGUGGCUGGAGAUGCAGCGAAAGCGCAAAGAGGGCGUACGGUUUAAGGUUAAUUGGAUUUCGGAUGCACCCGCCAUCUGGAAAAUAUCAUACACAAGGCAUGCGAUGGCUAUGGAAAUUAAAUGCGAAGUGUGUCUGUCCGCGACAGGAUGCGAAUUUAAGGAAAUUUUCAUCGAAGAAAACAAACAUAUUGUAGCAAUCAUAGCGAAACAUCUGUGGUUUGAGCUAGCUGAAACGACAGAAAGCAGCUGGCUGUGUGGAAAGUGUUGGAAUGCUUUAAAGGAAUUUCACAAAUUUUACUGCGACGUAGAAACGGCCCGACGACGACAAGAAUCACCCACCCUAAUCGAUAAAGAGGAGGAUGAUGAUGAUGAGGAAGAAGUUUCCGGUGGUAGCACGGAACCCAAAUACAGGACGGAAUUUUUCGAAGUAAAAGUAGAACCGCUCGAACUGCUGGCUACCGGCGAAGAGGAGGACGUUCACUGUUCCGACGAAAAAGCGUUGCACUGUGCGUUUGUAAAAUGUGAAGAACCGCUCGGAUUAGAUCCUACCGCACCCACAUCCGACGAUGAGCUCGGUAAUCGGUCUGACUGUUCGUCGGGCGAUGACAAUGGCAAAAGCCGGCUAGAGAAGAGAUCCUCAAAAAAGCUUCCUCCUAUCGAUGAUCAGGCCAAGCAAAGUAAAGCGAUCGCACAGAAGCAGGAGGAUGAAAGCUUGCACGGUUUUUACAAACGGAUCGUGUGCGAAGAGUGUGAUAAUCAGCGCAUGAUGGUGGGCGAACCACAGAUCGAUUUCGGCACCUGGCGUGCACUGUUGCGGCACACGAAAGAGGUCCACCGGCAUGACAAGGUGUACGUAAAGUGUCCGCUGUGCGAACUGAAGCUGCGCACGAAGCAAACACUCUUGCAGCACAAGGAUUGUCACGAGAAUCCGGAAAAGUAUCGCUGUAUGCUGUGCGGCGAGAUCCAUCAGAACAUGAAGGAGCACCUGCAGAACAAACAUCAGGAGCGACAGUUUUGCUGCGAUGUUUGCGGGAAAAAGUUUCCUUUUAAGAAACGGCUAACGGUGCACAUGAAGAAGAUGCACGUGGAAAAGGACAUCAUUUGUGAGCAGUGCCAGAAGCCCUUCACAAAAUACACGAUCGAAGAUCAUAAACGAUCUGUACAUUCGGCGCGCUUUGUUUGCGAACACUGUCCAAAGACGUUCAAUAGCCGCUUCCGGUUGCAUCAGCACAUGGAAGAGCAUGAUGAAAGUUUGCGGAAUUCCACCUCCGUACCGUGCACGAUAUGUGGACAGGUGAUGCGCGACAAGUACAUUCUUACCAGACACAUUAAGCUAAUGCACACUGUACAACCGUCGGUAAGCUGUACCACGUGUGGGAAAACGUUCAAAUGCAAGCGCAAUCUUUCAGUACACAUGACGAACGUGUGCCUGGAACCGACUCGAUUGUUUCCCUGUACGAUCUGUGGCAAGGAGUUCCGGCGCAAGAAUAAGCUUAAGGAGCAUAUGUCGACACACACGGGGAAGCCUGUGUACAAGUGUUCCUUCUGUCCGGAAACGUUCCGUCAGGAUACGCACCUGUACUAUCACCGGAAGAAUGCACACUACGAGCAGUGGCUGGAGAUGCAGCAACAGCGCAAGGAGGGUGUACGAUUUAAAUUGACUGAGCUAACGUAAUUGCUUUACCAACUAUUCAGUGAC
Anopheles maculipalpis is the source of this 3207-nucleotide messenger RNA. RefSeq names its product zinc finger protein 208-like. Lineage: Eukaryota; Metazoa; Arthropoda; Insecta; Diptera; Culicidae. Bases 1 to 3183 code for a protein of 1060 amino acids. Gene Ontology annotation, biological process: regulation of DNA-templated transcription. Gene Ontology annotation, cellular component: nucleus. The transcript is spliced from 5 exons. The record is from RefSeq and is a predicted model, not a curated record. Gene Ontology annotation, molecular function: zinc ion binding; DNA-binding transcription factor activity, RNA polymerase II-specific; RNA polymerase II cis-regulatory region sequence-specific DNA binding.